Molecule: messenger RNA, 456 nt
Organism: Rhizophagus irregularis DAOM 181602=DAOM 197198
Lineage: Eukaryota; Fungi; Glomeromycota; Glomeromycetes; Glomerales; Glomeraceae
Source: RefSeq, a predicted model, not a curated record
AUGAAUAAAAUACGUAAAUCAUUAGAACCUGCACGGAAUGGAAUUAAUAAUAUUAUUGUUAAAAUUAUUGAAGCUUGUAAUCGAUUGGAUUCUAUCUAUAAUGAAUUAAACAAUGCAAUUUUGGAUUUGAAUGAUCAUGGCUUCAUGGGUAUAUUUUAUCUUCCAAAAUCAGGAAUUAUCGGAAGUAUACGGUUUAUCUGUGCUGAUGAUAAACAUAAAUUAGCAAUUGGUGAAGAAGUUGCCACUUCAACUGGUAUUCGUAAUAGGAAACCAUUAAUACCUGAUAGUACAGUUUUUGCAGAGAAAUCAUUUUAUCAUGGAAAUGUAUAUACUCUAAUCGAAGACGAAGUUACAAUGUCAAUUGAUUCAACAUUACGUUGUGAUGAAACUACACAAUCAUUACUUCGGAAACAUUCUGAUUUACAAAAAAUUUUUUAUAUUUAUAUUUUCAUUUAA